CUAAUUAUUUCAAUACUAAAAAGUUUGACGUUUUAUAAAUAAUUAUUUUUUAUUUUGAAUAAUAUAUUUUUUGAAUAAUUUUUUAUUUAAUGAAUUACAAUGGUACUAUCUCCAAAAGAAUGUUCAGCAUUAUUAAAUUUACUGAGCGACGAAAAUAUUGAAAAUACCACUCUAGAAGGAUUAAUUGUUCAAAUGCAUCAAACUUUUAAUAAAGUGGAUUACUAUAAUGUUGGAUGUGCCCUUAUAUUAUUUUUAUAUCAACCGGAUUUAAUACCUCAGCCAGCUCAGAAACUUGUUGCUAUAUUAUUUUUACACGAAAUAUAUUCUUCAGAUAAUAGGACAACAUCUCCAUUUGAUGGAAUUCUUUUACAGUUAUUGAGCCCUCCAGAAAAACCUACAGGACCAGUCAGUCUACCUCGCUUAAAUGUUAAUGAACGAAAUUUUAUUAUACAAUUACUUACAGGAUCUGCUAAAGAUAGUUUAAAAAAAACUGCCAAACAAGUUCUGUUGCAAGAAUCAUCAACUCCACUAAAUGUGGAUGUUAAUAAUCUCCUUACUUCAAUUUCUCAAAAUCAUAAUGAUUUUAUGACGACUAGUAAAUCAGCUAUACCUGUUAUCAUAAGUGAUCCGGUAGCCAAUGAACUUCAAAGUUCCUCGGAUAGUGAAAUAAUUAAAGAAGUUGCUGAAAAAUUAGUUUGUGGGGAAUCACCACCAGUUGAUCAAUGUUAUAAACCUGAAUUUGUUACACUAGCACCGCCAUUGCACGUUUGUGAAGAUGAGCUAGUGUGGUUUAAUGUUACAAAUCCAGCGGAACAUUCAGUGGCAUAUGAUUCAACAAUGUGUAUUUGGAAUUCAGGAUAUGCUGAUGCAAAACAAUUAGUUGCCCAAGCGUACAAAGGAGCAUUAACAAUACAACAGCAACAAAAUUUAUUAACACAAUUAGAAAGACAUCCAAAAAUCGUAUAUCACAUUGGAUUAACACCAACAAAAUUGCCAGAGCUUGUGGAAAAUAACCCGUUAAUAGCGAUUGAAGUUUUACUAAAAUUAAUGCAAUCAACACAAAUUACCGAAUACUUCAGUGUGUUAGUUAAUAUGGAGAUGUCACUACAUUCAAUGGAAGUUGUGAAUAGAUUAACCACAACUGUUGAUUUGCCAACAGAAUUUGUUCAUUUAUACAUUUCAAAUUGUAUAUCGACAUGUGAAACAAUAAAAGAUCGUUACAUGCAAAAUCGUCUUGUUCGACUUGUUUGUGUUUUCUUACAAUCACUAAUACGUAAUAAAAUUAUUAAUGUUCAGGAAUUAUUUAUUGAAGUGCAAGCUUUUUGUAUAGAAUUUAGUCGUAUUCGAGAAGCAGCUGCAUUGUUUCGUUUAUUGAAACAAUUAGAAUCUGGUGAAGUCAAUGUUGGUGCAAUAACAUCACCGACCAAUUCAAAAUCAAAACUUGAGUCAUAAAUUAUAUAUAUUUUUUGAAUAGAU
Messenger RNA from Chrysoperla carnea, 1476 nucleotides. RefSeq names its product CCR4-NOT transcription complex subunit 11 (gene Not11). The transcript is spliced from 10 exons. The record is from RefSeq and is a predicted model, not a curated record. Gene Ontology annotation, biological process: mRNA catabolic process; negative regulation of translation. Gene Ontology annotation, cellular component: CCR4-NOT complex. The coding region runs from base 100 to 1452 and encodes 450 amino acids. NCBI's taxonomy places the organism in Eukaryota, Metazoa, Arthropoda, Insecta, Neuroptera, Chrysopidae.